Messenger RNA from Protopolystoma xenopodis, 645 nucleotides. NCBI's taxonomy places the organism in Eukaryota, Metazoa, Platyhelminthes, Monogenea, Polystomatidea, Polystomatidae. The record is from the annotation of a GenBank genome assembly.
AUGACAAUUGCAUUUACAAUCGUAAUGACACUAACAACAAUCACCACCCCUGUUCUCACAACAACCACUAUAUCCAACGUCAACAUGUCAAGAAGAGAAGCUUCAAUCGAAUCGGCCCCAUCGCUUCCUACCAGCGUUUACCUCCGCGCACCCUCAACACCUCUAACAGGAGGUUUCUCUCAUCUUGAGGAAAUACUUUCUCAUCCGGAUUAUCACCUCGUCAACACAAGUGAAGUCGAGGCUUCUGUCAAUGGCCUCGAAUAUAUCAACCGAAUCCCUCCAUCGGCUCCGAGGUCGGCACCAACAUCCUGGCCCCCACACCCGAGCAUAAAAGAGGCGAGUAUUGUCGGCAAAAGUGACAGUCUGGAAGGCCUGCAGAUCUCUAGCGAAGAGCCUGGCUUUCGAGAGAAUGAUAGCCGAGGCAUAAUGGUCAAACAUAAAAAUAUCUCAAACUCCAGUUGCUGUAGCAGCAUGAACAACACAAAGUGGACAGGACUAGAGGAACAAAGUAAGGACAGAUCUCAUUUUCCCGAGAAUGGUAGAAAGGAGAAAGCUAAACAGCACACGAAGGGAAUGGAACCUCGUUAUGCUGAACCAAAGGAAGAUAAUGCUUGUUUCCGAGACGAGGUUGGAGACGAAAUGAGU